Saprolegnia diclina VS20 is the source of this 2226-nucleotide messenger RNA. RefSeq lists its product as hypothetical. The transcript has 18 exons. Gene Ontology annotation, biological process: RNA processing. Gene Ontology annotation, molecular function: RNA nuclease activity; RNA binding; protein binding. Bases 9 to 1961 code for a protein of 650 amino acids. NCBI's taxonomy places the organism in Eukaryota, Oomycota, Saprolegniomycetes, Saprolegniales, Saprolegniaceae. The record is from RefSeq and is a predicted model, not a curated record.
CGAGAAGAAUGUGGGCGACGCUCGAGCAAGGCUACACUGCACUGACGUCAACCGAGUCGGCGACUGCCAAGACGCUGCGCUACGCGUGCGAAGCGGGCGACGCCGAAGCGGUGCGCCGCCUUCUCGUGCAGGCGAGCCCUUCGGAUAUCACGGCGGCGGACCCGAGCACGGGCCGCAUGGGCCUGCACCUCGCCAGCAUGAACGGAUACGAGCGUGUACUCUCGGCGCUGCUGCCGUUUCUCGACGACAUUAACCAGCGCGACGAUAAAGGGUGCACGGGCCUCCAUCUCGCCCUCCAGCACGGUAGAGAUGACGUGGCGAAGAUGCUUCUGCGCCAUGUUGCGGCCGAUGUCAACGCCGCCGACAACUUGGGCGAGACACCACUCAUGCUCGCGUGCGCCACAGGCAAAGCGGACUUCGUGAGCGCUCUUUUAGCGUGUCCGUACGUGGAAAUUCUCCGCCAAAACAAGGCGGGCGAUACGGCGUUGCACGCGGCCGCCCGCGCCGGUCGUGCCAACUGCCUUCGACUGCUCGUGCGCGCAUCGGGUCUCACGGACGUCAACUGCCCGAAUCCGGUGAAUGGCGAGACGGCGCUCAUGGCUGCGCACGCUUCGCACUACGCGACACGAGCGCUCCUGAGCCACCCAUCGAUCGACAUCAACCGCACUGACAAUAAUGGCAACACGGCAUAUAUGGUUGCUUGCUCCCACGACAACAUGGAGACGCUCCAAGAACUCGUCCGCGCGCCCGGCCUCGACAUGAACCGCACCAACCACAAUGGCCUUACGGCGUAUGCGCUGGCCUGCCAAGCAGAGAACCCGAUGCUGGCGGCUUACCUCUUGCAGUUGCCGGGCAUCGACGAGCGCCACGUCCCGACGGCCGGCGGACACAUUGCGCUGGCGGUGGCGAGUGCGUUGCACCGUGUCGAGUCGGUCCGAGCGCUGCUGGCGUCGCCCGCGAUCAACCCCAACUACUGCGAUGCAAGUGGCAUGACUGUCUUGCUCCAGCUGUGUUUGAACUCGGGCAGUGAAGAGAUUGCCAGUCUCCUUCUCGCAAUCCCAACCAUCGAUACCAAUGUUCGGGACAAGCAUGGCAACUCGUGCUUGACGCUGGCGGCACAGCAAGGCCACGCGGGUCUCGUCUCACUGCUGCUCGGCCACGGGGCGUUUGACGUCAAUCAUACCAACAAGGACGGUCUCUCGGCGCUCAUGAUUGCGUGCGUUUCCAAAGACGCCGCGAUCGCGUCGCUCUUGCUGCAAAUGCCAGCGAUUGACCUCGCUCUGCGCGAGAAGCGCACUCAGCGCACGGCUCUCAUGCUGGCCAGCGUCCACAACGCCGGCGCCAUCACAGCCUUGCUGCUUGCGCACCCGCGCCUUUUGGACCGGAAUGCAGCCGACAUUACCCAGUCGACCGCGCUCGUUUUGGCCGCGCAGCACAACGCACGCGACGUGGUCAAGGCGUUUGCAUCGGCCAGCACCGCCGUCGAUUUUGCUGCUGUCAAUUCUGCUGGCGACUCGGCAUUUCGCGUUGCCGUGGUUCACGGCUACAUCGAUGUGGCGCGCGACCUUUUGCCGUUUAUUGACGUCAACGCCCCGCACCCGACGACGGGGCAGACAGCGCUUAUGCUCGCGUGCGCGCAGCCGUUCCCGCGCACGAUCAAGCUGCUCGUAGCGACGCCCGGCAUUGCCAUCAAUGCGCUCGACCAGGCGGGAGAGUCGGCGCUGCUUGUGGCCUGUCGCUGGAACAACGUACCCGCUUUGCAGCUCCUCUGCGCACUGCCGUCGUUGGACCUCUUUGUGUGCAGCAAGACAAAGGCGCAUGCGUUGGAGAUUGCGGCGGCACAGGACGAUCCGCAAGUGGCCGCGACGCUCUUCCAUUGCCUCUUUACGAUGCACAUGCAUCUUGCUCUUCCGCGCGAGCUCGCCGAGAUGAUGGCGACCUUUUAUGGUCCCCGAUGCUAGUGAAAGCUAUCACCAAGAUUUCAACCGGUUGGGAUAUUUGAAACGUCCAGCGCCGAUUUCGUUGCCGUCGCGACCGCUAAUCGCUCGGCUUCAUAAUGGCUUUGUUCACUGUAGAAGAGACUCGAGAUGCGAGUAGGCUGAGUGGUUCAGACUGUAGGAAGCGUAGUUUGCGCGGAUAUUGGGCCCUAUAUGCUACACCGUCGUCAACAGCCGUGCAUCUUUGUGAAAUACGAUGGAUCUCGACCAACUGAGCCACACAUUGUGC